UUCUCUUGCAGGGCAUUUAUUUUGUACUUCACUCCUGUUUCCCCCAUAAACCGCAAAAAUUAACAAAAAACGCAAAAUGUCGAAGCCAGCCUAUAAAGUUGCUGAUAUAAAGUUAGCCGAAUGGGGCCGCAAGGCUAUCAUUAUUGCUGAAAAUGAAAUGCCCGGUUUGAUGGCUUGCCGCAAGAAGUACGGUCCUUCGAAAAUUUUGAAAGGUGCCCGUAUUGCCGGCUGUUUGCAUAUGACGGUUCAGACUGCUGUACUUAUUGAAACUUUGGUUGAAUUGGGCGCUGAGGUUCAAUGGUCCAGCUGUAACAUUUUCAGUACACAAGAUCAUGCUGCUGCUGCUAUUGCCGCCACCGGUGUACCCGUCUAUGCCUGGAAGGGUGAAACCGAAGAAGAAUACCAAUGGUGCAUUGAACAAACUUUGGUCUUCCCCGAUGGUCAACCCUUGAACAUGAUCUUGGAUGAUGGUGGUGAUUUGACCAAUUUGGUCCAUGAAAAAUACCCUCAAUACUUGAAGGGCAUCAAGGGUUUGUCCGAGGAGACCACCACCGGUGUUCACAAUUUGUACAAAAUGUUCAAGGAGGGACGUUUGGGUGUACCAGCCAUCAAUGUCAAUGACUCGGUUACCAAGAGCAAAUUCGAUAACUUGUAUGGCUGCCGUGAAUCUCUUAUCGAUGGUAUCAAGCGUGCCACAGAUGUCAUGAUCGCUGGCAAGGUUUGUGUUGUUGCCGGUUACGGUGAUGUAGGCAAGGGUUGUGCCCAAGCCUUGAAGGGUUUCGGUGGCCGUGUUCUCAUCACCGAAAUUGAUCCCAUCAAUGCCUUGCAAGCUGCCAUGGAAGGCUAUGAAGUCACCACCAUGGAGGAGGCCAGCAAAGAAGCUACCAUCUUCGUCACCACCACUGGCUGCAUCGACAUCAUCACCGGUGAACACUUUUUGAACAUGAACGAUGAUGCCAUUGUCUGCAACAUUGGCCAUUUCGAUUGUGAAAUCGAUGUCGCCUGGUUGAAUACCAAUGCCGUCGAAAAGGUGAAUGUUAAACCUCAAGUUGAUCGUUACACCCUGCCCAAUGGCCGUCACAUUAUUGUCUUGGCUGAAGGUCGUUUGGUCAAUCUGGGUUGUGCCCAUGGUCAUCCCAGUUUCGUCAUGUCCAACUCCUUCACAAAUCAAGUUUUGGCUCAAAUCGAAUUGUGGACCAAAUCGGAACAGUACGCUGUCGGUGUUCAUGUCUUGCCCAAGCAUUUGGAUGAAGAAGUUGCCAGUUUGCACUUGGAGAAAUUGGGUGUUAAAUUGACCAAAUUGUCAGAGAAACAAGCUAAAUAUUUGGGUAUUCCCAUCAAUGGUCCCUUCAAGCCUGAUCAUUAUAGAUAUUAGAAUUAUCG
This is a messenger RNA of Musca vetustissima, 1383 nucleotides long. RefSeq names its product adenosylhomocysteinase (gene Ahcy). Gene Ontology annotation, cellular component: cytosol. The record is from RefSeq and is a predicted model, not a curated record. Gene Ontology annotation, biological process: L-methionine cycle. Gene Ontology annotation, molecular function: adenosylhomocysteinase activity. Lineage: Eukaryota; Metazoa; Arthropoda; Insecta; Diptera; Muscidae. Bases 77 to 1375 code for a protein of 432 amino acids. The transcript has 3 exons.